Molecule: messenger RNA, 6425 nt
Organism: Peromyscus maniculatus bairdii (prairie deer mouse)
Lineage: Eukaryota; Metazoa; Chordata; Mammalia; Rodentia; Cricetidae
Gene: Wdr26
Product: WD repeat domain 26
Biological process (GO): proteasome-mediated ubiquitin-dependent protein catabolic process
Cellular component (GO): GID complex
Molecular function (GO): protein binding
Source: RefSeq, a predicted model, not a curated record
UGCCUGUCGGCGCAGAACGGGGAGUCGUCCCCCUCGGCGGCGUCUGCGGGGGACCUGGCCCACGCCAACGGGCUCCUGCCUGCCGCCCCCUCCGCCGCUGGCAACAAUAGCAACAGCCUGAGUGUCAAUAACGGGGUUCCCGGCGGGGCCGCCGCGGCCUCCGCCACCGCCGCCGCCGCCCUGGCCACCCCCGAGCUGGGCAGCAGCCUCAAGAAGAAGAAGCGGCUCUCGCAGUCCGAUGAGGAUGUCAUUAGACUCAUAGGACAGCACCUCAAUGGCCUGGGGCUCAACCAGACUGUUGACCUCCUCAUGCAAGAGUCAGGAUGUCGUUUAGAACAUCCUUCUGCUACCAAAUUCCGAAAUCAUGUCAUGGAAGGAGACUGGGAUAAGGCAGAAAAUGACCUGAAUGAACUAAAGCCUUUAGUGCAUUCUCCUCAUGCUAUUGUGGUAAGAGGCGCACUUGAAAUCUCUCAAACGUUGUUGGGAAUAAUUGUGAGGAUGAAGUUUUUGCUGCUGCAGCAGAAGUACCUGGAAUACCUGGAGGAUGGCAAGGUCCUGGAGGCACUUCAGGUUCUCCGCUGUGAACUGACGCCACUGAAAUACAAUACAGAGCGCAUUCAUGUUCUUAGUGGGUAUCUAAUGUGUAGCCAUGCGGAAGACCUACGGGCAAAAGCUGAAUGGGAAGGCAAGGGAACAGCUUCCCGCUCCAAACUACUGGACAAGCUUCAGACCUAUUUACCACCAUCAGUGAUGCUUCCCCCACGGCGUUUACAGACUCUCCUGCGGCAGGCGGUGGAGCUGCAGAGGGACCGGUGCCUCUACCACAACACCAAACUUGACAGUAACCUAGAUUCUGUGUCUCUGCUGAUAGAUCAUGUUUGUAGUAGGAGACAGUUCCCCUGUUACACUCAGCAGAUACUUACGGAGCAUUGUAAUGAAGUGUGGUUCUGUAAAUUCUCUAAUGAUGGCACUAAACUAGCAACAGGAUCAAAGGACACCACAGUUAUCAUAUGGCAAGUUGAUCCGGAUACACACCUGCUCAAGCUGCUUAAAACCUUAGAAGGACACGCGUAUGGUGUUUCUUACAUUGCAUGGAGUCCAGAUGACAACUAUCUUGUUGCUUGUGGCCCAGAUGACUGCUCUGAGCUUUGGCUUUGGAAUGUACAAACGGGAGAACUAAGAACAAAAAUGAGCCAGUCUCAUGAAGACAGUUUGACCAGUGUAGCCUGGAAUCCAGAUGGGAAACGCUUCGUGACUGGAGGUCAGCGUGGGCAGUUCUAUCAGUGUGACCUGGAUGGAAAUCUUUUGGACUCCUGGGAGGGGGUGCGAGUGCAAUGCCUAUGGUGCUUGAGUGAUGGGAAGACUGUGCUGGCGUCUGACACACACCAGAGGAUCCGGGGCUACAACUUUGAGGACCUUACAGAUAGGAACAUAGUACAAGAAGAUCAUCCUAUUAUGUCAUUUACUAUUUCAAAAAAUGGCCGAUUAGCUUUGUUAAAUGUAGCAACUCAGGGAGUUCAUUUAUGGGACUUGCAAGACAGAGUUUUAGUAAGGAAAUAUCAAGGUGUCACACAAGGUUUUUAUACAAUUCAUUCAUGUUUUGGAGGCCAUAAUGAAGACUUCAUCGCUAGUGGCAGUGAAGAUCACAAGGUUUACAUCUGGCACAAACGAAGUGAACUGCCGAUUGCGGAGCUGACAGGGCACACGCGCACAGUGAAUUGUGUUAGCUGGAACCCACAGAUGCCAUCUAUGAUGGCCAGUGCCUCAGAUGAUGGCACUGUGAGAAUAUGGGGACCAGCACCUUUUAUAGACCACCAGAAUAUUGAAGAGGAAUGCAGUAGCAUGGAUAGUUGAUGGCGAAUUGGAGCAGACGACUUCUGUUUAACUUAAAAUUAGUCGUAUUUUAAUGGCUUGGGAUUUGGUGCAAACAGACAUGAUUGAUAGCUGGACAGACAUGCUCGUCAUGAAAAAAGAACCAUUUCUGAAGCCCGAUUGGGGCCAAACCUUUACACCUUGCUUCAUAGUAUCCAGUUGAUGAAGCUCAUCAUUAGAACGUUGUUGGACACCAUGUUGAAUAUUCCCCAUCGGUUGUGAAGAACUAUACUGCAUCCAGGCUUACCCAUUGAACUCAGUAUAUAUAUUUUUUCCCUCCUGCCUUUUGUCUGGUGGGAUACCAUACUUGUUGCUCUUCUGUGUAAUGAAGUUCAAAUGCUUGUUUGGAAACUUUAUUUAACAGUUUAGAAGGCGUGGUAGGAGGAGUUCAUUAGUCUGAAGAGUAUACAAUGGACAGGAAAGAAUUUUCCUUUUGUUUCUCCAAAUCUUUCCGCCUUAUUUAGCUUGAGAUCUUUGCAGCUUGGUUCAUGGAUCCUAGCCUUGCCCGUUGCGCAGUAUAUACUGAUCAGAUGACAAACCAGUGAACUAUGUCAAAAGCACUCUCAAUAUUACAUUUGACAAAAAGUUUUGUACUUUUCACAUAGCUUGUUGCCCCGUAAAAGGGUUAACAGCACAAUUUUUUAAAAAUAAAUUAAGAAGUAUUUAUAGGAUUAAAGUGACUUCAUUUGUAUACAUUUGGAAUCUAAACCAGCUUAAAAAAACAGUUUCCUCUGUGACUCAGAUAUGCAGUGUAACUGAUGCUCUUCUGGGGUACCACCUGAGACAUGGCAUGGUCAGAAACAGUGCUCAGAAGGACAUGGCACAGGAAAGCCAGAGAGAUACUCUGAAGUUCCCCCUUCUUAUUUUAUUCCCGAAGGGACAUCAGUAUCUGAUGUUGAAGAAAUUCAAGAUUCAAAAGGAGAAUUUUAUAAAUACACCAACAUGAAAAAUCAGCUAUCAGUCUAGGUUUUCACAAAAGCUUGUUCCAAGUUCUUCUGGACUUGGUGUGAUCUAGUAAAGUAGAGAUCAGAAGAUAGACCCACUUGGGGAAUUUAUAGUGUCGUUGAGACUUAGAAUUCAGCAGGUUACAAACAUACGUCAACUGGGAUUCAAACCUCAGUCAUUUCUCCUAAUUGCCCUUAAUGCCCAACAUAUAGGGACACUGGAAUUUAACAAAGAUUCCUUCUCAACUUCUCAGAUGUUGCCAUACUGAACCUCAUUCAAACUGGUGCUGUGGACAGUCUUUCCCUCUCCUCCCCCUUUUAGUUUAAGGGAUGGUUUCCUUUAUGGAAAAAGGCUCUCAUUUUGAAGACUCUACAUCUAAUGUCUGAUGUUCACGGUGUUUUUAAACCCCACAGCUGCUGGGUCUAACAGUCUCUCUUGAAAUUCCCUGUUUUUCAGUAGAGGAUGAUCAGGGUGACCACAGCUAUUGGAAAGAGAAGUGGAAUUACUCCCAAAGUAAUAUCCUGGGGAAGAAAAAAAGUCUGGUAUCAAGUUGCCCUUGAGGCCAAGCCAAAUUCCCAGCAUGCUCACCAUGAUCACACCCCUCAUGGCCCGAGAGAGGAGCGAGGCCUGGAGUGUAGGGCGCAGGAGGAGGGAUAGCAGCAGGGAGGGGAAGCCAGGAGAAGGAAGAAAAAGAAGACACAUUUGGCCUUAAAGUAGAGUUCAUUCUCCCAAAGCUCAUAGUGAGGAAAUGAAAGGUUGUAGUCAGCGAUGAUUUUAUCAAAUUGGUGUGUAAAAAGAUUACAUCAAGCUUCAUUUUGCAGAGACCACCACUUUAGAAAACCAGAGAAAUCCUGUUUUGAUACUUCUAAGUUAAAAUAAUAUGUUACCGUUUAUCUGGUACUUCAUUUCUUUACUAAAUUACUUUUCACUUUAAGCUUGAAUAAAAAUUUUCAUUUGUAACUGUAUAUAAUUAAGUGACAACUCCUCUUUACCUCAGUGCAGUUCACACCGUAUUUUGAUUGAUAUACCCUGAAGCCAUUAACACAUACACCCAGUCUCUACAGUAACAGUCACUCACAAAAUAGGGGCAUAGAACUCCACGGCUGUUUACAGAUGUGGAUACAUUGUACUGUUUGGUACAUAUGUAAUGUUCCUGAGAUUUGUGCCCACUGGGCACAAAUUCUACCAGUGUAUACCAAGCCACGCCUAGAUCUGAGUUUUCACAGUGCUUGUGAAGUACAGUUAAAAACACUUAGAAGUAAAAACAUGGACUAAAAUGAGGCACACUUUAAAGUGGAGUUACAACUAUGCAAAGGUGUUCAUAGCAGCUAGGGGAGUAGUUUCCAGGUCUCUCCUAACUGGCAGUUUCCUCUAUAUGCUGGUACUUCACUGUGCCAAUUUGCCGGAAGCAUCUGUUUCAUAGAUUUACCAUGAAGUGAGUGUGUUAGAAAGGUGGGAAGGAGGGUGAAGAAACCUAGCUUUUAUGAUGGAAGAACCUGGUGGCAGGAUUUUUCUAACCCAUAGCUAUUAACUGAAAAUUUCGGACAAUGUGAUAAACAUAAAGGCUUAAGAGGGGAAAUUCUGUCAAGCCAGCCACAAGAUACUAACCAAUGUAUAAACUGAAAAGUACCAAUACUUUUUGCACAUAGAUCAAAAUAGUGGAGAAUUUUGGCUCCAAAAAUCAGGUUAGUAGGCUCAAUUCCGUGUGCUUAAAAAUGUUGUUGUUGUUGUUAAUGCAUUGAUUAAGGGCUAGAGCAAGAAUGAAAUUAAAUGUCUUUUUCCUCUAAAUAACUGGUUAUUAGUGGUGAAGUGUUGGACUGGGGGUCACUGAGGUUGGUGUGUGGGUGGUGAGAAGAGGAGUUAGAGCGGAGUUAGUGGGGGAUGGCAAGGCUUCAGGUGUGCGUUUGUAUUUUAUUAGCAUUCGUGCCAUAGUAGUUUGUUGCUCUUGCUGGCCAGACAAAUGUAUUCUAGUAAUCCAGGUAAGUAGUUGAAAACAGGAGAUUUUAUUUGCAAAUAUCCCCAUGUAUUGGCCCAUUUUCUUGGGUGGGAGAACAAGAAAGGAAUUCUCUGACUAUAAGUAAUGAAAACAACCUGCUAGACCAACCAAGAGCAGUCUCCGUAGUCUGAGAAGACAAGCAGGAAUUGAGCAAGAUUAGUGGUUAGGAGUGUUCUACCUUGCCUGGCAUUCUAUGGCAUUAAUAGAAAAUUCUUCUUCCCACCCCUCCCCGCCUUGAAAUCUUUUUUAGGACGUUGGUUCCUGCAAACAAGAACUGACCCUCUGCCUCCCAGUGGGUAAAUGUGUCGCACAUCUCUUGAAAGGGAACAUAUCCAUGUCAUUUACUUUACAGCAGAAGAAUGGGGAGGAAAGAAGAUAAUUUGUCUUAAUAUCCUUUGUGUCCCAUUUUUUUAAAAUAUAUUUUUACCUAGUAAUUUUACUUUAAUGUCUCAGCCUUCGGCAACUCUCCCUUUGUUUGCUGGCCAAAGCAUUACCUCCAUUUCCAAACCCAUACCUGAUUUCACUUCAACUGCUAACUUUUAAAAGAGGUGAAUUUGCAUUUACACUUAGACACUUUGUAAAAACAGGGUGAACUUAAUCUAAUUUUGCAGUGUUGAGCUAUUGUUACAGUAGCUGCCCUAGAAUUGCAGAAACAAGCUGUAAAAACCCAUCCCUAUCUACUUGAUCCAGAUAUCCUGGAUUUCAUGAAGUUAGUCGUAUAAAAUUUUGUGUGCUUGAGAAAGGAAGAACUUGAUUCAUACAAUAUCCUAGAAACAACUUCUAGGUUGUCAUUUUUACUGAAAGUCUUGUGCACAUGUAAAGUGCCCUCUCUUGAGUUUAAGACUUGGUUAAUACUUGUCUAUUUUUAUAAGAAUGAAAUUAAUUGUGUCCCAUCUUUGACUUAGACAUUUAAAUUAUCAGGAUCAAUAUGGUAGAAUUAAAUCAUAACAUUUUUAGGCUCAGAGGGGGGGUGUUAUUGGCCUCUUGAUAGUAAGAGAGUGAGUGAGAGAGGGUGUUUGUGUGUGUGUGUGUGUGUGUGUGUGUGUGUGUGUGUGUGUGUGUGUGUUUUGAGGGGAGUAGAUUGCAAAAGCAUGUAUGUGCUUACAAACCAAGCUGUAGAGAUCACAAAGAAUUUGGGUGUUGCUCUGGAGAUUUCUGAGCUAUGGAGAGUGAUACAGCCUUGUGCGAUGUAGCUCACACAGCUGUUGGUGUGGAGUAAUAGUUAACGAUGAACUGAUAGAUGUUUCCAGAGGAUUGUGUUCUUAAACUUUGGGGUUUGCUUUUUUAACUGCCUCUCAGAUUAUAUUUAGUAGUUGAAAUUUCUUUGUUUUAUUAUUUCAUUAAAGUAUAAAAACUUCAGGUCUCAUAUUUAUUUUCACUUGUUCUACUAAUUAUUUACAAGACACCUUUUGGUUGACAUUUAUUUUAUAAAUGUGUGGUAUAUUGAAUGUCUUUAAAUUUUUUUGUUUGGUUGAAAUUACAGUAACUUUGAUUUGCUUUACUUGGAUUUUUAAAUUUUAUUUUAAUUACACCUUUUCCAUGUCAGUGCACAGCACUUGCCCAGUCCUUUGUAUUCCCUUCUCUCAAUUCAAUAAACAGAAUGAGUAAUUAA